ACUUUUUUUAUUAUUGUGAACAGGUGUUAGCAGUGAACGUACAAACAACAAUACCCGCUAAAAUGCUUAUGAACAUUUGGAUUAUAUUUGCGUUGUAUGGUGGUGCGGUCGUUUCGUCGGAUCAUCAGGAAUCGAAUGAAGAAGACAACCGACAGAGUUAUAACCCUGAAUACCACACUUGGGCCGUGCUCGUGGCUGGCUCCAAAGGGUGGAUACGAUAUCGUCACCAGUCGAACGUCGGUCAUGCUUACAAAUUACUAACGUCCAACGGAAUACCUAGACACCGAAUCAUAACGUUCAUGUAUGACGAUAUUGCAUAUAAUCCAGAAAACCCUGACCCUGGUGUGAUUAAAAACGAGCCCAAUGGUACUAACGUCUAUGAAGAUGUUCCUAUUGAUUACUCUGGAGAAAACGUUUCCAAAGAUGUGUUUUUAGAUGUACUUCUAGCACGCAGGGCAAAUGUAAAAUCUAUCGGAUCAGGUCGUGUACUAGGCAGCGAUAAAUCAAGCAACGUGUUGUUAUUCUUUACGGGUCUCGGUACUCAUGACCGCUCUGUAGUAUUCCCUAAUGACGAUGAGCUGUUUUCACAAGAAAUUAUCAAGAACUUCAAAACACUAUAUGACCUCAAUAGAUAUAAAAAUCUGUUAGUCUUUUGGGAAUCUAGUCACUCUGGAACUUUGUUUGAAGAUAUUCUACCUCACAACAUAAGGGCUUUGGUCGCCACAGCCGGUGGUCCAGACGAAGACACUUGGGGUGAAUUUUGCGAUAUCGAUAUCAAACCAUGUCUGGCCGGUCUGUUUAGUUACCAUUGGAUGAGCCUUUACGAACAAAUGGAAACGAAACAACAAAAGUCCAUAAGUAUAUUCGAUCAUUUCGAUAGCCUCAGAAAUACUGUGUCACAUACAAAAAAGGAACACCCUCAAUUGUACGGCCACUGGAAAGUCGGCAAUUUGCCUAUCAGUUAUUUCUUAGGAUCCCGGAAGCCAAAUGUUACAUCGAGAGCGGAAAAGAAAAGAUUGAAUAUGAAAUUCGGACACCAGAGUAACGAUAUCGACAGCGUUGUGCACCGCCCACUUGAUCAGUUAACUGAGACAUUAGAUGUACAAUCAGCAUUAACACGUAUUGUUGAUUUGGUCAUCGGCGGCGACAGCAGUAUUAAAAAAUAUAUCAAAAAAGAUAGCACGACGGAUGCUUUCAAUAGUAAAUGUUUCAAAGAUUUGAUAUCAUCGUUCAACGACAAGUGUAUAGGAAAAAACAAAGAUAUUAUGCUGCAUAAAGAAGGAAAAAAUAUUUUGGCGAAUUUAUGCGAUACUUCCAUUUUACUAAUCAAACGUAUGGAACCUACUCAGGCCGUGGAAAUCAUUUGUUAAUCAUUAAACAACUUACUUUUGCGUUUAAUCACUUAUAAAUUACUAAUAGUAGGUGUAUGAAUCUAUAAUAUAUUUAUAAUUUAUAAAUAGUUAAAAAAAAACGUAGAAAACAAUUCAAGGUUGGGUUAUAUAUUUUAUGAAAUAAACAAGAAUGGUUUAAAUAUAA
Messenger RNA from Adelges cooleyi (spruce gall adelgid), 1536 nucleotides. RefSeq names its product hemoglobinase-like. Gene Ontology annotation, biological process: vacuolar protein processing. Bases 63 to 1370 code for a protein of 435 amino acids. The transcript has 10 exons. Lineage: Eukaryota; Metazoa; Arthropoda; Insecta; Hemiptera; Adelgidae. Gene Ontology annotation, molecular function: cysteine-type endopeptidase activity. The record is from RefSeq and is a predicted model, not a curated record.